Messenger RNA from Ananas comosus (pineapple), 804 nucleotides. RefSeq lists its product as uncharacterized. The coding region runs from base 1 to 642 and encodes 213 amino acids. The transcript has 2 exons. The record is from RefSeq and is a predicted model, not a curated record. Lineage: Eukaryota; Viridiplantae; Streptophyta; Magnoliopsida; Poales; Bromeliaceae.
AUGGUGCUUCUCAGUUCUCACAGAAGAGAAGCUAUUUAUAGGCCUCCGCGGUCUACUAGACAAUGUCCACCCAAUAAGUUGUGUCUCGAAAAGGGAUUGGGGCCCACCCGAAAACAAAAGAGGACAAGCUCCCCAACGAAGGUGCUGGAGGAGGCGCGGAGGCACGUGCGGCGCGGGGAGGCGCGUGGUUCGGCGCUGGACUCGCUGCACCUGAAGCUCAAGAAGCCCAUAUCCAAGGAGAAGAAGCAGAAGCAGCAGCAGCAGCAGCAGCGCCACCGCCGCAGCCACUGGUGGCGAAGCGCCGGCUCCGCCCUCCUCCUCCUCUGGAAGCGCCCCAAAUCCAACACCGCCGAUCUCGAGGCGGCGGCGGCGGAGGCCGGGGGCUACGACCGCCCGCGGUACCCUCACCAGGGGGCGGUGUCGGGGCCGCUCUACGUUGCCGACGGUUCGUCGGCGGCGGCGGGGGAGGUGGGGUGCCGCGCGAUUCGCCCCACCUCGGGGCCGCUGGCGGCGGCGGAGGUGGGGGCGGCGGGGGCGGGCAUCCCCUACCUCAGCCUCCGCGAUCUCAACCUCCUCGACCGACGCCCCGCCGCCGCCGCCGCUCCCGCUCCGCCGCCCAUGCCCAUCUACCUCGUCACCUGAACCCUCCUUCUAAGCUCCGCUCUUCGCGCACUCCCAAGGAACCCCUACUCAUCGCCUCUCUCGUGUUCUCUUCUUUUUUUUUUUCUUUUUUUUUUCCUGUGAUAUCGUUCUCUUUUCCUUGUGGAAAGAAAGAAAGGGUUACACCUUUCCCCCAUUUUCGCU